Molecule: messenger RNA, 3267 nt
Organism: Peromyscus eremicus (cactus mouse)
Lineage: Eukaryota; Metazoa; Chordata; Mammalia; Rodentia; Cricetidae
Gene: Pigg
Product: phosphatidylinositol glycan anchor biosynthesis class G
Exons: 13
Coding region: 117-3071 (984 amino acids)
Biological process (GO): GPI anchor biosynthetic process
Cellular component (GO): endoplasmic reticulum membrane
Source: RefSeq, a predicted model, not a curated record
GUGAGGCAAGCUGGGGGGCCGAUUUUGACAGUCCGGCAGUGGUUUCUGCUCACCGGUUCCGUAGUUCCUGCCGAUACACGAAGUUUCAGGCCACCCCGGCCCAGCGGCUGGGCAGGAUGCGGCUGGGCUCCGGGGCCUUCGCUGCGAGCUGCGUAGCGAUUGAGGUUAUCGGGUUCGCGAUAUUUAUUCGGGGAUUCUUCCCGGCUCCUGUUCGUUCUUCUGCUAGACCAGAGCACGGUGUAGAAACCCCGGCUCCCGAACCAGUAGCAGGAGCCAGUUCGAACUGGACCAAGCUGCCAUCACCUCUCUUCAGUAAAGUUGUUGUUGUGCUGAUAGAUGCCUUAAGAGAUGAUUUUGUGUUUGGGUCAAAAGGUGUGAAGUAUAUGCCUUACACAACUUACCUGGUAGAAAAAGGAGCGUCUCAUAGUUUUGUGGCUGAGGCAAAGCCACCCACAGUUACUAUGCCUCGAAUCAAGGCAUUGAUGACAGGAAGUCUCCCUGGCUUUGUUGACGUCAUCAGGAACCUCAAUUCUCCUGUGCUUCUAGAAGACAAUGUGAUAAGACAGGCAAAAGCUGCUGGGAAAAGAAUGAUCUUUUAUGGAGAUGAAACAUGGCUUAAAUUAUUCCCAAAGCACUUUGUGGAAUAUGAUGGGACAACAUCAUUCUUUGUGUCAGAUUAUAUAGAGGUGGACAAUAAUGUCACAAGACAUUUGGAUAAAGUAUUAAAAAGAGGAGACUGGGAUGUGUUAAUACUUCACUAUCUAGGGCUGGAUCACAUUGGCCACAUUUCUGGGCCCAACAGCCCCCUGAUUGGUCACAAGCUCAGUGAAAUGGACAGUAUCCUGAUGAAGAUUCACACGUCACUGUUGUCGAAGGAAAGAGAGACUCUCUCACCCAGUUUGCUGGUUCUCUGUGGUGACCAUGGGAUGUCUGAGACAGGGAGCCAUGGGGCCUCUUCCACAGAGGAAGUAAGCACACCUCUGAUCUUAAUCAGCUCUGCAUUUGAAAGGAAACCUGGGGAUAUUCGACGCCCCAAGCACGUCCAGCAGACUGACUUGGCUGCAACACUAGCAAUAGGACUUGGUUUGCCGAUUCCUAAAGACAGUGUAGGGAGCCUCUUAUUUCCAGUUAUAGAAGGAAAACCAAUGAGAGAACAACUGAGAUUUUUACACUUAAACACAUUACAGCUUAGCAAACUAUUGCAAGAAAACGUUCCAUCGUAUGAAAAAGAUCCUGGAUUUGAGCAGUUUAAAAUGGCAGAAAGGUUGCACGGGAACUGGGUCAAACUGCACUUGGAAGAAAACCAUUCAGACAUUCUGCUUGGCCUGGGGACCAAAGUACUCAGACAGUACCUGGGUGCCCUGAAGACCCUGAGUCUGGCUCUGAGCACACAAGUGGCUCACUAUGACAUCUACUCCAUGGCUGUAGGGACUGUCAUGGUUUUGGAGGUUCUCACCCUGUUCCUCCUUAGCACUCCACAUGUGCUGUGCAGAAAGGCUGAACUGGAUGUUCCUCUCUUGUCUCCUGUGUUUUCUCUGCUCUUUUAUUUGAUAUUUCUGGUUCUUUCGGCCAUUCAUGUCCUGGUUUGCACCUCAUCUGAGAGCUCAUGCUACCUCUGCAGCCUCCCGUGGCUGGCAGUCGGGGGUGUGAUGGUACUUAUUUCUGCACUGCUCUGUGCAGUUGUGUCUGCCCUUAUCAGGAUGGUCAUCGAUGGCACCCUGCUGAAGAAGAGUGCAGCUUAUCCCAGCUCAGGGUGGUCAGAGGUGGAUGUCCUCCUUCUUCUGGGCACAGUGGGCCAUGUUCUGAGCCUGGGAGCCAGCAGCUUUGUGGAGGAAGAGCAUCAGACCUGGUACUUCCUUGUUAACACUCUGUGCCUGGCUCUGAGCCAGGAAACCUGUAGGAGUUACUUUGUGGGAGAUGACUGUGAACCUCAGCAUCACUUCCGUGUGGAACAAGGAUGUGUGGACAUACUUGCCUGCACCCUGAAGGACAGUACAAGCUAUAAUACCCCUAAGCCUGACAGAACAAGGAAAGGGGUCUCCCUUUCUGAAGCACAAGGAAGCUGCAAAUGGUGGACCGUGCUGGCAAGUCCAUGGCUGGUGCUGGUCUGCUGUCGGCUACUGAGGUCCUUGAACCAGACAGGGGUACAGGGAGCCCAUCGGCCUGACCUCAGCCACUGGCUUACCAGCUCUGACCACAAAGUACAACUCUCAGGCCUGGCUGCCCUUUCUCUGGCUGUGAUCUUCAUGCUGGUUCAAAAGGGGUGCUCCCUUGUGUCCAAGGCAGCCUUAGCACUGGGGCUGCUGGGUGUCUUCUGCUACAGGGCAGCCACUGGAAUUGUACUGUUCCCAUGGCAACCAGACAACAAAGGCAUUUCAAAGGGUAUUAUUGAAGCUCGUUUUGUUUAUGUAUUUGUCCUUGGCAUUCUGUUCACGGGUACCAAAGAUUUACUUAAAGCACAAGUCAUUGCAACAGACUUCAAAACCAAGACUAUAGGUUUGUGGGAGAUACAUAGUGGAUUAGUUCUUCUGGCAGCAUUGCUCUUGAGACCACAUAAUCUUCCAGUGUUAGCAUUUAGUCUCUUGAUUCAGACUGUAAUGACUAAGUUCAUCUGGAAGCCCCUGAGACACGAUGCAGCUGAGAUCACUGUAAUGCAUUAUUGGUUUGGUCAAGCAUUCUUCUAUUUUCAGGGUAACUCAAACAACAUUGCCACCAUUGACAUUUCAGCAGGCUUUGUGGGCUUAGAUACCUACAUGGAAGUUCCAGCCACAUUCCUCACAGUGUUUGGAACAUAUGUGGGGCCUGUGCUCUGGGCCAGCCACCUUGUGCACUUCCUGAGCUCAGAAGAAAGCAAUGGUUCAGCACUGAGCCGCGCUUGCUUCUGCUAUGCCCUGAUCUGUUCCGUCCCAGUUGCCGCAUACAUUGUUCUGGUGACAUCUCUGCGCUAUCACUUAUUCAUAUGGAGUGUAUUUUCUCCAAAGCUUCUCUAUGAAGGAAUGCAUCUGCUCAUCACGGCUGCCCUUUGUGCAGUAUUCACUGCCACAGACCAGACGCGCCACACAAGGGCGUAGGUGGAGACAGAUACUUGGAGCUGAUGUACUUUUCAGUCACUGUUUGCAUCAUGGAUUUGAAUGUCGAAACUGCCUCUAUUCGAGGUCAUUCUGGGGGUGGGGGGAGAUGUGAAGCCUAUGAAAUUAGUGGAUAACUUAAUUUUACUUGGAUUGAAAUUAAAUAGUAGAUUAAUAAAAGACCACUUUAAAUAUUUAA